UUUGGGAUAAUAAAUCUGAGGCAGCCCAUUCCCAUAGCAGAGAAGCCUGUGGAGGAACUCACAUCAGCUCACCCCCCCCCCCAGGACCAGGGAGGUGGCAGUAAAUGAAACAAUGGCUACUUGAUGAGCGCCACACUCCUUCACAUGGACAAUGAACAAUGAAGCCCUUCUCCCUGAAGAAGAGAGGUGUUCUUGGCAGGGCAUCGCACUCCCUGUUUCCAUUCCUUGGAUGGCUGGGGCAUGCCCAGUGUCUCACCACCCCCACACCAAGGCCUCAGCCCCUAACAGUGGGAAGAUAUCAUGCCUCUGCCACUGUUCUGACUUUAUCCAAGAAGGAUAUGGAUUUGCCAAAUUUGCUUCAGGUUCCAGAUGUCAUAUUGAAGGCCAGAAAAUACGAGCAUGAAAAUCUGUCGCCCAGGAACAAGCAACUCUACCACUCCACAUGUCGAGAAAUGAAAACAGUAGGCAAACAGAGAGGAAGUUCCCAGGUACAACCGAAAAAUUUCAUAAUCCCAGACCAUGAGAAACCAUCCUUCCAGAAUUCUGUGAAUCCCAGAGUGAUGCUCCUUCGUCAUUCCAAUGUCCAGCAGUUUAGUCAUCCCUGCAAUGACAUCCCAACAGAGAGCAUUCGCUACAGACUGCCCAUUAUGGGCCCCAGGACUGCUAUCUUCCACAGGCUGUUGUCCAGUGCCUACAAAACUCCUCAGGAGACUCAAGGCCUCUCCUUCCCCAGAAAGAAACUAAUGAACAAGACCGUGAAGCAGAAGCAACUGCCUAUUGGAAUCCUACCCUCCUGACUAAAUGGAUGUCAGACCAACCUAUGAAACUCAUCCUGUGCCAACAGCUUUUGAAGACUGGAAUUAAGAGAUCUCAGAAAAAUGAGCCAGUGUUCAAAUUGAAC
Molecule: messenger RNA, 901 nt
Organism: Alexandromys fortis (reed vole)
Lineage: Eukaryota; Metazoa; Chordata; Mammalia; Rodentia; Cricetidae
Gene: CUNH1orf105
Product: chromosome unknown C1orf105 homolog
Exons: 7
Coding region: 159-797 (212 amino acids)
Source: RefSeq, a predicted model, not a curated record